AUGAUGAAACGCACUCUCAUCAUCGCCACUUGCAUGGCCGCGACUGCAACAGCCUUUGAAUUUCCCCAAUUCCCAUUUGCUCCCGCAGCUCCAAAGGCGUCCCCGCAAGUCCUACUACAAGAACUCGAUUCGCUCAUUCAACAGAGUCCCAAAAAUGGAUUGAACACGCCGGGGGAUAUAUCGGAACAAAUAUUGGAUGUUUGCCGUCAAUUGGAGAAGCAAAACCCAACCAGGGCACCAGUGAAGAAUUCCAAGAUGAUGUCUGGCUUUUGGCGAAUGGAGUGGACAAACUUCGCUCCUGCAGCGCCUAGCAGCGGGAAGCUAGGACCCUUCGUCGGUGACGUCUACCAAGAUGUGGAUCUCAAUGAUAAACAAAAAGCCAGGAAUAUCUUGCGAGUCAACUUUCCUCCCAUUUGCGGGGAAUUAGUAGCAAGUACGAAUGUAGUUGAUGAUUCAACGCUAGCUAUUACAUUUCAGACUGUUGGAAACAAAAUUGGUGGUAUGAUACCACUUGGACCGAAGAUUGAUUUCGAAGGCCGCGAAACACGUCUAUGGGAGCACGCCUACCUGGAUGAUGAAUACCGCAUUCUUUAUGCUCGUAGGCAAGAAGAGGAAGAGAGUCGAGGUUUCUUGUAUGUUAUGAAAAGGGCUGAUGAUGAAAGGUUUGAAACUGGUGUUUGA
Molecule: messenger RNA, 681 nt
Organism: Cylindrotheca closterium
Lineage: Eukaryota; Bacillariophyta; Bacillariophyceae; Bacillariales; Bacillariaceae
Source: the annotation of a GenBank genome assembly